AUGACGACCGAGAUGCAGGAGAUUGCCAUUACGGAGGAGAAGCCUUUACUUCCGGGUCAGCCCGAUCCCGCAAAGGUCAGAGACUGUACACACACCCACAUGUAUAUACAGGACCUCCCACCCUCUGUCAUACACACAUGCUCGAAACCUCAACUCUCACACAUAUACACAUUAGAUACAUACCCCCUCCUCUUGCCUCAUCAUACAUACAUGCUGUCACACGCUAUCUCCAAAUGCCACAUACAUGCAGGCUGACACAUACAUGCAUAUUCUGUAUCUUGUGUGUGUAUGUGUUUGUGUGUAGUUGCUAGGAUGGCUCAGAUAUGAGAGCUUGGUUGAUGUCAAAGCCCUGAGGGUAUGUGAGGAGAGGCUCCUCUCUCCCUGAUGUUGUUGUACACAGCAGAGCUGGAGAGUAUGGUGGAGAUUUAUACUCUCACUGCUGCCAACUGCUGGCGGUGGACAACUAGGGAAACUGCAGACUCAAAGGCAUGAACCAGGGUCAUAUUAAAAAAAUGGCUCGGAGUAGGAGUGCUGAUCUGUCCAUAUAAUGAUAAUUCAUAUAAUAACUGAUCCGAAAUCACCACUCCUACUCUGAGACUCUUUGUGAAUAUGGGACCAGGACACAUGUCAGUGUGUUGAUACUGUGAAAAGUCUUUGCCAAUGAACAGCUGCAGAUAUUACUUUCACAAUUAGCUUCCCAGGGAGGUUCCCAUAUGUAUUUCACAAUGGUCUUGUGUGGCCGGAAAUGUGUCUUGUUUUGGCUUCUUUUUUAGUCCUGACCUUUAUGGUUUCUAUCCAUCUUGCUAGGAUGCUGAGGCUGCGGCUCGGAUACUGUUGGACCAGGGCCAGGUAAGAUAGUUUAUUUUCCUGUUACUGUAUGUACGGUAUGUGUGUGCAUGUGUCUCGUGUCACGUGAAAGUAUGUUUUCUCAACAUAUGUUUGUGUGUGUAGGUGUUACAUAGUGUAUGUAAAAGUAUGUUCACUGUGUGUAUUAGUGCCUGUAUGUUCAUAUGUGCACGUGUGUGUGUAACUCUCAAUUCAAUUCAAUUCAAGGGGCUUUAUUGGCAUGGGAAACAUAUGUUUACAUUGCCAAAGCAAGUGAAAUGGAUAAACUAAAAUGAAAUAAACAAUAAAAAGUGAACAGUAAAUAUUACAAUCACACAAGUUCCCAAAAAAUUAAGACAUUUCAAAUGUCAUAUUAUGUCUAUAUACAGUGUUGUAACGAUGUGCAAAUAGUUAAAGUAAAAAAGGGAAAAUGAAUAAACAUAAAUAUGGGUUGUAUUUACAAUGGUGUUUGUUCUUCACUGGUUGCCCUUUUCUUGUGGCAACAGGUCACACAUCUUGCUGCUGUAAUUGCACACUGUGGGAUUUCACCCAAUAGAUAUGGGAGUUUAUCAAUAUUGGAUUUGUUUUGGAAUUAUUUGUGGGUCUGUGUAAUCUGAGGGAAAUAUGUGUAUCUAAUAUGGUCAUACAUUUCUCUCUCUCUUUGUCAUCCUCCAGGAACACAGUAUUGAGACGCCUCAUGGUCUCCUCCACGUGACUCUCCAUGGAACCUCCAACACACGCCGUCCUGCCAUCCUUACAUUCCACGAUGUGGGCCUAGACAGUGAGUCUCUCUCUCUCUCUCUCUCUCUCUCUCUCUCUCUCUCUCUCUCUCUCUCUCUCCAUAUCUUCUCUCUCUCUCUCCAUAUCUCUCUCUCUCUCUCUCUCUCUCUCUCUCUCUCGCUCUCUCUUAAUAUGUCUGUCUGUCUGUCUUCUCUCUCUCUCUCUCUCUCUCUCUCUCUCUCUCUCUCUCUCUCUCUCUCUCUCUCUCUCUCUCUCUCUCUCAAUUCAAUUUAAGGGCUUUAUUGGCAUGUUAACAUUGCCAAAGCAAGUGAAGUAGGUCACAAAUCUUGCUGCUGUGAUGGCACACUGUGGUAUUUCACCCAGUAGAUAAGGGAGUUUAUCAAAAUUGGGUUUGUUUUCGAAUUCUUUGUGGAUCUGUGUAAUCUAAGGGAAAUAUGUGUCUCUAAUAUGGUCAUACAUUUGGCAGGAGGUUAGGAAGUGCAGCUCAGUUUCCACCUCAUUUUGUGGGCAGUGUGCACAUAGCCUGUCUUCUCUUGAGAGCCAGGUCUGCCUACGGUGGCCUUUCUCAAUAGCAAGGCUAUGCUCACUGAGUCUGUACAUAAUCAAAGCUUUCCUUAAGUUUGGGUCUGUCACAGUGGUCAGGUAUUCUGCCACUUUGUACUCUCUGUUUAGGGCCAAAUAGUAUUCUAGUUUGCUCUGUUUUUUUGUUAAUUCUUUCCAAUGUGUCAAGUAAUUCUCUUUUAGUUUUCUCAUGAUUUGGUUCGGUCUAAUUGUGUUGUUGUUGUUGUUGGUUAGCGGACCCCAGACCUCACAACCAUAAAGGGCAAUGGGUUCUAUAACUGAUUCAAGUAUUUUUAGCCAGAACCUAAUUGGUAUGUCAAAUGUUAUGUUCCUUUUGAUGGCAUAGAAGGCCCUUCUUGCCUUGUCUCUCAGAAUGUUCACAGCUUUGUGGAAGUUACCUGUGGUGCUGAUGUUUAGGCCGAGGUAUGUGUAGUUUUUUGUGUGCUAGGGCAACGGUGUCUAGAUGGAAUUUGUAUUUGUCGUCCUGGCAACUGGACCUUUUUUGGAACACCAUUAUUUUUGUCUUACUGAGAUUUACUGACAGGACCCAGGUCUGACAGAAUCUGUGCAGAAGAUCUAGGUGCUGCUGUAGGCCCUCCUCGGUUGGUGACAGAAGCACCAGAUCAUCAGCAAACAGUAGACAUUUGACUUCAGAUUCUAGUAGGGUGAGGCCAGGUGCUGCAGACUGUUAUAGUGCCCUCGCCAAUUUGUUGGUAUAUAUGUUGAAGAGGGUGGGGCUUAAACUGCAUCCCUGUCUCACCCCACGGCCCUAUGGAAAGAAAUGUGUGUGUUUUUUGCCAAUUUUAACCGCACACUUAUUGUUUGUGUACAUGGAUUUUAUAAUGUCGUAUGUUUUUCCCCCAACCCCACUUUCCAUCAAUUUGUAUAGCAGACCAUCAUGCCAAAUUGAGUCAAAAGCUUUUUUGAAAUCAACACAGCAUGAGAAGACUUUGCCUUUGUUUUGUUUUGUUUGUUUGUCAAUUAGGGUGUGCAGGGUGAAUAUGUGGUCUGUCGUACGGUAAUUUGGUAAAAAGCCAAUUUGACAUUUGCUCAGUACAUUGUUUUCACUGAGGAAAUGAACUAGUCUGCUGUUAAUGAUAAUGCAGAGGAUUUUCCCAAGGUUGCUGUUGAUGCAUAUCCCACUGUAGUUAUUGGGGUCAAAUUUCUAUAGUGUAUUUCUGUAUUGUUUUAGUGAUUCACCAAAGUGAAGGCGUAGGCUCAGGUUUUCUGGGUCUCUCUGUUUUUGGUUGGACAGGUUUCUCAAUUUCUUUCUUAGGUUUUUGCAUUCUUCAUCAAACCAUUUGUCACUGUUGUUACUUUUCUUCGGUUUUCUGUUAGAGAUUUUUAGAUUUGACAGGGAAGCUGAGAGGUCAAAUAUACUGUUUAGGUUUUCUACUGCCAUGUUUACACCUUCACUAUUACAGCGGAACGUUUUGUCCAGGAAGUUGUCUAAAAGGGAUUGAAUUUGUUGUUGCCUAAUUGUUUUUUCGGUAGGUUUCGACACUACCUUCCUUUCAUCUAUAGCAUUUCUUGAUAUUAUUCCGUUCCUUUGGCUUUGAUGCCUCAUGAUUGAGUAUUGCACUGUUCAAGUAGACUGUGAUUUUGCUGUGGUCUGAUAGGGGUGUCAGUGGGCUGACUGUGAACGCUCUGAGAGACUCUGGGUUGAGGUCAGUGAUAAAGUAGUCUACAGUACUACUGCCAAGAGAUGAGCUAUAGGUGUACCUACCAUAGGAUUCCCCUCGAAGCCUACCAUUGACUUUGUACAUACCCAGUGUGCGACAGAGCUGCAGGAGUUGUGACCCGUUUUUGUUGGUUAUAUUGUCGUAGUUGUGCCUAGGGGGGCAUAUGGGGGAGGGAAUGCUGUCACCUCCAGGUAGGUGUUUGUCCCCCUGUGUGCUGAGGGUGUCAGGUUCUUGUCCAGUUCUGGCAUUUAGGUCGCCACAUACUAGUACAUGUCCCUGGGUCUGGAAAUGAUUGAUUUCCCCCUCCAGGAUGGAGAAGCUGUCUUCAUUAAAGUAUGGGGAUUCUAGUGGGGGGAUAUAGGUAGCACACAGGAGGACAUUUUUCUCUGUUGAGAUAAUUUCCUUUUGAAUUUCUAGCCAAAUGUAAAAUGUUCCUGUUUUGAUUAAUUUAAUAGAGUGAGUUGGGUCUGCUCUAUACCAAAUUAGCAUACCCCCUGGUAGUUUGGUGGAUGGGACUACCAGCUCUCUGUAACCUAGAGGGCAACCAGUGGGUCCAUCUCCUCUAUACCAUGUUUCUUGUAGGAUGACAAUGUCUGUAUUUCUCUCUCGCUCUCUCUCAUUCUCUUACUCUGUCUUUCCCUUUCAUCUAUAUUUUGUUGUAUCCCUUUCCCCGCUCAUCCCCUCCAGCAAUUUGUCCCCUUUCAUUUUGAGUUUCCCCUUUCAGUUCAGUGCCUGGUCUUUCUUCAUUUAUGCUUUUCAUGUUUUGGAAGCUUUUCAAAUUUUAACUCUCUCGCUUUCUCUCUCACUUUCUCUUUCUCUUUCUCGCUUUCUCUCUCUCACUUUCUCUCUCUCUCUCGCUUUCUCUCUCUUUCGUUCUCUUUCUCUCUCCCUUUCUCAUUUUCUCUCGCUCUCUCACUCUCUCACGCUCUCUCUCUCUCUCUUGCUCUCUCGCUCUCUCACUCUCUCUCUCGCCCUUUCUCUCUCUCCCUCUUUCUCUCUCACAGGUAAAAGCUGCUUCUCUCCUCUGUUUAAGUUUGAGGAGAUGCAGGAGAUAGUGAAAAACUUCACUCUGGUCCACAUUGAUGCUCCUGGCCAAGAGGAGGGGGCCGCCACCUAUCCUAUGGGGUAUGCAUAGCGUGUGUGUGAAUGUGUGUGUGUUGUGUGUGUGCGUGCGUGCGUGUGUGCAUUUGUGUGUGUUAGGGUUGGGCUGUAUCCAGAUUUUCAUAACUUACAGUUUUUCUCAAUUGCUAAAACACAAUUUCUGAAACCUUGCUCCAUUUCCUGAAAACAUUAAACACAAAACCUCAUCUUCAAGCACUAUUUACAAAACCUCUGACUCCUCUCGCAAAAUGAAACAUUCGCCUCAAAACAGUUUUACCUGUGUUCAAAAUCAAACACUGCUCUCAAAUCAUAAACAAAGUGAUCAAAAUGAUAUACACUCUCAAGCAGUCAGUAAACAAUACACCGAAAAAUAGAAAACACAUUGUUCAAAACAUACAGUUCUCAGGGAGAAGUACAUUUUUAAUCUCAAAACAAAUUUCAUAUUUUUCCGUCAUUGUCUUUUGAUGAACGAAAACAUGUUCUAUCAUAGUAGCUCAAAAUUGAUCAGAAAUUACUACUCUGCAUUGCUCUUUGCAAUUUAGUUUUUUGUUCUUCCUCCUCCUUGUACCCCUAUUUUUACAGUACUGUACCCUGCAUCUCACAAACUUGUCCUUUGUCUCUGUGAUACUGUAAUUCUUGUUCUUUGUUGAUAUGAACCUGCAACCAUUCAAAAUCUAUUGAGCAGUCAGUACUGUUAACAAAUGGAAAGCACAAUGUUCAGGGCCAUACAAUUUGUCCAUUGUACAGUAUACAGCCUACAAUGCACUGUACUACAGUUUACAAUAUUAAAAGGGACAAAAAUCAAAGGAGUAAACAUGUGAUCAAUGUGCUUCUUCUUGUCUUUGGGCUGGGUCAGGCCAGAGCACUUCGUCAACAUCACAAGCAAUAUUGUCCUCCUGAGGCAACGGGGGAAGAAGCCUCUUGUGUGCCGUAUCCAGCCCUGACAUGAUUCCUCACCUAUAUCACCACAGGCUAAAUCCAUGGCUUGCAGCAGAUUUACUCUGGUGUAGGGUUGUCUAUCAUACACUUUCCAUCUCCAAGAGGAGAAAAACUCCUCAAUCGGAUUCAGGAAAGGCGAGUAUGGAGGGAGGUACAAGUUCAUCAACUGCCCAUUGAUGUUAAUCCAUUCCCUUACCUGAGCAGCUCGGUGGAAACUGACAUUGUCCCACACUAUCACAUAGGUGGGAAUGGGAUUCUCAUUUAGCUCUUGACCCUGCUGCUCUUGAACCUGCUGCUCAAAUAAAAUAUCUCUUAGAUUGGCAAUAAAUCUUAGAAGGUGCUGGGUGUUAUAUGGCCCGAGUGUAACAUGGUGAUGUAGAACACCAUGGUUGCUGAUAGCAGCACAGAUUGUGACAUUGCCACCUCGUUGACCAGGGACUUCAACAAUGGCCCUCUGUCCAAUCAUGUUUCGGCCUCUCCUUCUCCUCUUUGUUAGAUUGAAGCCUGCUUCAUCGACAAAGAUGAACUCAUGGGGUCUGUCCAAGGAUUCCAAGUCAAAUAUUGUCUGUGUAGAAAUACAAUACACUGUAUGUAGGAUUUUGUAAGUCGUACAGAGACAGUGCUAUACUGUAGAGUACAAUUAGGCCUACUGUAUGCACUUCUGAUUCACAUACAUUGUAUGUACUGAAGAGUAAUGUCAUUCACAUAGUAUGUGUUAGUACUGUAGACAAUCUGGAUUACAGUAAAUGUUUCUGAAUGUACACUAACUUGCACAUACUGAGCUCGCAGUUCUUUCACCCUUGGUGAGUUGCGCUCAAAAGGUACUCUGUAUACUUGUUUAAUUCCCAUCCUGUUACGAUGGAGGACACGGUCAAUUGUGGAAAUGCUCACACUGUCGAUUCCCUGGAAGUGUGUGUUGUCUUGUAUCACUCGUUCCUGGAUUUCUCUGAGUCGUAUUGCAUUAUCUUGAAGGACCAUGCCAACUAUAACGGCCUCUUGCUCCUGAGUGAAUAUAGCUGUCCUUCCACCUGCAUGUGGCAGCCUUGCAAUUCUACAAAAAGUAGCCGUGCAGUUACAAAACAUAUUCAUGCAGUACAAUACAUACAGUGAUUAACUUUACAAAUGUCUAUUGAAACAGCUGCAUAUAGUGUAGUACAGUACAUUUGCAAUUACAAAAAUACAGUAGUAUACUGUACCUGUUCUCUUCUCUGAAUGUCCUUACUAUGGUGGACACAGAAAAUCGGCUCAAAUUGGGUUGCACUCUAAGUCCUGCUUCCCUCAUUGUCAGUCCAUGGACAAGAACAUGGUCUAUGACUGUUGCUCGAAUUUCAUCAGAUAUUUCCACUCUUUGUCUUCCUCUUCCUCCUCCUCUUCCUCUUUCUUGCCCUCCUCCUCCUCUUCCUCCUCGUCGCCCACCUCGCAUACACACUCGUCCUCGUCCUCUCACAUUGUUUCUUCUAUCCAUUCUCAGACUUUCUCCUUCCCACCUUCAACAACCUGUUUGCUCUCUGAACUGGCUUAUAUUGGUUGUGUCGCAUCAUUUGACACAGGUUAAAUCAAUUUUGAGUGGUUGUGUUCAAUCAAUGACAUGUGUUCUCUAUUUGUAUUUGAUUGUUGCCACUUGUGUUUACCAGUAUGGAUGACAUGUGCAUUAGAGUGCAGAAUGUGUUUUGAGAAUGAGAAUGUGUUUAGAGUUUUGCUGAAAAGUCUAAGUGAGAUCUGCAAAUUGUGUUUUACCAUGUGAAAUAGUUUAAGGUAUUGACAACAGACUGCAUAAUUAGCUAAAGGAGUCCAGGCAACUGAGAACUUUGUUCAGCCAAUGGAUUUGAGUGUUUUAGCAAUUGAGAAAAACUGUAAUACUGUUACUGUACCAUACUGGGGCAUACGGUAUUAACGUUAGUGCACACCAGGGGCGCCUUUUCUUUCCAAACGUUUUUUUAAAACAAUAUUUAUGCUAACAAAGUACUAGGGAAUUCCCAUAGCGGACGCUAGCUUAAUGCUAACAAGUGCAAGCAAACAUAAACUAAAUGCAAGGACAGACAACCCAGCUCAUAAAGUUAUACAACUAUCUCAAAAGGCUACUCACACUUGAUCCAGGAGGAGAUUGAUUGUCUCUGCUGUAACCAUUAAGCUUGAUCUUGCAAGCUAGCCACCUAUAGCUAGCAAGUUAGCAAACCAAAUGGAUAGCUGGAGCCCUGAGCAGGAGGACAUGUAUUUGGCACAUUUUAGAUAGCUAGUUAACGUUUAGCUGUGUGAGAAAACAUACCAUGUGACUGGCUCAAUUUAUUUUGUAUAUUUUUGUUGACGGUAUUGAAAAUCAUACAGUCAGUAUUUCAAAAUACCCCACUAUGUACAGUAUACCGCCUAAGCCUAGUGAGUGUGAGUGUGUGUGUGUGUGUGUGUGUGUGUGUGUGUGUGUGUGUGUGUGUGUGUGUGUGUGUGUGUGUGUGUAUAUUUAAUAAACAUAUGUUCCCGCUCAUGUUUUUUAGAUACCAGUAUCCAUCCAUGGAACAAAUUGCAGAGAUGAUCCCUGCAGUCCUGACAUAUUUCAAGUGAAUCAGACUUAUUUCAUCAUCAUUACAUAAUACUCACUUGUUUACCAGCAUGUCCACCGUAAUCGUUAUUUUAUUUUAUAACGUAGUAUUCACAAACAUCUGCAAUACAGACAUGUUGGCACUAAUAGAAUAUCUGUCACUAUGUUUGUACUCUCUCACUGUUCUAGUUUCUGUACUGUCAUCGGAGUUGGAGUGGGAGCUGGGGCUUACAUUCUCUCCAGGUUCACAGUGAGUGUCUGAUUUCACCUUGUCAUGUUACUGCCCCAUGUAUCAGUUCAUACAGCUGCCCUGUGAAAAAUCACAGUGUACCAUUCUGUUAGCUUCUGUUAUGCAGUCUCUUGGUAGUCUGUGCAUUGAACUAACAUGGGUUAGCAUAUAUUUGCUAUAUGGUGGCCCUCCUGUAGCUCAGUUGGUAGAGCAUGGCGCUUGCAACGCCCGGGUUGUGGGUUCGUUUCCCAUGGGGGGCCAGUAUGAAAAAUGUAUGCACUCACUAACUGUAUGUCGCUCUGGAUAAGAGCAUCUGCUAAAAUGACAAAAAAAAAAAUUUUAAUGGUGCUCUCCACAGUGUAUACCAAUUCUUGCUUCUUUUUGUCAAUUCAUACAAUUCAACAGUCUCAAUGUACAAUUUACUUAUUUUUUUCUCUCUCUCUUUCAUUCUCUCUCCUCCGCCCUCUCAGAUGGCCCACCCAGACUCAGUUGAAGGUCUCGUUCUCGUCAACAUCGACCCUCAGGCUAGAGGGUGGAUGGACUGGGCUGCCCAGAAGGUUACUGUCUCUUCAAUAUGCUUAAUCUUAAUUUGAGCCACUUUGCCAUACUGGAAAUUACAAACUUUAGCCUUUUUAAGACUCAAAUAUACUACAAGUUUGCAUUUCCUGCCAUGCAGGAAAAUUCUCAGCAACAAAGGAGUGAUCAAAUUAAGAUCCUACAUCUGUAUAAUACAGGCAACAUUAGUAUUAAAUAUUAUCAUUAUCAUCACUCAGAAGCCCAGAGGAUUUUUGAAUAUGUUCAUGAGUACUAGCAGCAUUUCCAUAAAUGUGACUUUUAGAUCCAAUAUCAAUCCAAUAUCCUAUUCAAUAUCACCAUUACUCUUCUGUGUUGUUGUGUUGACAUCUACAUUACAAUUCAAGUAGAUACUCAAUUACCAGUACAUAUAUCCAUUACUCUUGAUCUAGCAGUUAAUAAACAGUCAUUACUGUCUUGGACAAUGGGAUAUUUUGAUUUUGACCAUUUGAUAAAGUAACAUUUAGAUGAGGAAAAUACAUAGUGGAAUUGUAUUCAUGGUGGUUUUACUGUACGUAUGAUAUUGACUGAGCUGUUAUUGAUUUGUCCUAACUAUACCCCUCUCUCUCUUUCUCUCUCUCUCUCUCUCUCUCUCUCUCUCUCUCUCUCUCUCUCUCUCUCUCUCUCUCUCUCUCUCUCUCUCUCUCUUUCUCUCUCUCUCUCUCUCUCUCUCUCUCUCUGUCUCCCUUUAUUUCUCUCUCUCUGUCUCCCUUUAUUUCUCUCUCCCUCUCUAUCUCUCUUUCUUUCUGUCUCCAGAUCACUACCCUGACAUCCUCCCUCACAGAGCAGAUCCUGAGUCAUCUCUUCAGUCAGGUGUGUGUGUGUGUGCGCCCGUGCGUGCAUAUGUGUGCGUGUGUCUGUGUGUGUGUGGGUGGUAUCAAAGUCUGUGUGUGUUAUCAUAGACUGGAACCCUAUGUGUGUUUUUUGACUAUGGAGCUAUUUUCUUGAUCUUAUAAAACUCACAUUGUUAAUGUAUCAUUUCUGUCUUGUUUUAUAGGAGGAGAUGUCAGCUAAUGCAGACCUGGUGAAGUCACACAGAGAUCGCAUCUCUAAAGCCCCCAACCUCAUCAACAUCGAGCUUUUCUGGAGGGGCUACAACAGGUACAUACAAACACAGACACACACACACACACUGGACACACACACACCGACACACACUGGACACACAUACACACACUGGACACACACACACACACACACACACACACACUGGACACACACACACACUGGACUCUCACACACUGAACACACACACACAUAUUGGACACACACACACACACUGGACACACUGGACACACACACACUGGACACACACACACACACUGGACACACACACACACACACACACACACACACACACACACACACACACACACACACUGGACACACACUGGACACACUGGACACACACACACACACUGGACAUACACACACACACACACUGGACACACACACGCACUGGACACACACACACACACACACACAGGCACACAUGCACGCGUGCACACACACACAAACACACACACUAACAAACCUACAAUAGUGUAACCUUCCUUUCCUCUUUUCCAGCCGCAGAGAUCUGAUCAUUGACCGUACCAGUAACUUCAAGUAAGCAUUUCACCAUAAUAAUAAUAUAAUAAUAAUAUGCCAUUUAGCAGACGCUUUUAUCCAAAGCGACUUACAGUCAUAUGAGCAUACAUGUUUUACGUAUGGGUGGUCCCGGGGAUCGUACCCACUACCCUGGCGUUACAAGCGCCAUGCUCUACCAAUUGAGCUACAGAGGACCAUCAAACCACUUACAUCUGCUGUGACAAUAGUAUGGAAUAGGUCUCUCACUCUUUCCAUUGAAUAUACCUAAGAGUCUCUCUGUCUCUCUCAAUCUAUCUCUCUGUCUCUUCUCUUUCUCAGGUGUCCUGUGAUGCUGGUGGUUGGGGAUCAGGCACCUUAUGAGGAGGCUGCUGUACGUUUUCUACAUUAUAUAUUUUAAUGUAGGCCAACCAUGUAGCCAUCGAACACACCCAGGUAAAGCGAAUGUAGUGAUGUUGAUUAAUUCACAUUUUCCCCUCCAUGUCCACCAGGUGGAGUGCAACAGCAAACUGGACCCAACAACAACCUCAUUCCUCAAGGUACUCAUCACCCCCUCAUUCAUCAAAACAAACCACACACACAAGCCAUUUUCCUCAGGCAUUCAGUUGCUACUAAACACUAAAUUAUCCACAUCUUCUUCCUCAGAUGGCAGAUGCUGGUGGUCUUCCCCAGCUUACCCAGGUAAGACACAUUAAACAUGCCAAGUCGUUAAAUAUAUAUAUAUAUAUAUUUAGUUCACACAAGUUGUGAAUUUAACAUGUGUUGUGGUGCCAAUACAGAAAUACAGCACGUAUCAUGAUGAAUACAACUAACCAUCCAGUAACUAUUGUAAUUCCUGCAUGUCCAUGUUAUUGUACAAAUAUCGAUUUUAUAUAACAUAUUUUAUGGAUAAAAUGUAAUGUACCUUCUGUGUUUGCUUACAGCCCAGCAAACUGACCGAGGCUUUCAAGUACUUCAUCCAGGGGAUGGGCUACAGUAAGUUUGCCUUAGUUUGUAAUAUGUGGCUAUGACGACCUACUGUGACCUUUUGUGUUACUGUCUCUCUGUAUUAAUCGAAUUAUCCUCCCUCUCCCCCUCUCUCGCUCUUUUUCCCCCUCCCUCUUGCUCCCUCUCCUUCUACCACAGUGGCAUCGUCCGUCAUGACCCGUCUGUCUCGUUCGCGCACCACCUCGCUGUCUUCCUCGUACUCCAUGGAGGGGGAGCGCGAGCGUUCUCGUACCCUGUCUCAGAGUUCUCAGGGUGGGCAGAUGCCCCCCAGCCCCUCCCAUACCAUGGAGGUGUCCUGCUGAAGAGAGAGAGAGAGAGAGAAAGAGAGAGAGAGAGAGACAGAGAAUGAGAGUUUGUGUGUGAGAGAGAGAGAGAGAUAGAGAGAGGAAUGGAGAGAGAGGUGGAUUUAGAGAGGAAUGGAGAGAGAGAGAGGGAUGGGUGGAGGGCGGAGGACCAGCUGAGAGAGAGAGAGGGAGAGAGAGAGAGAGAGAGAGUGUGUUCUGGGAACGUGAAUGUAAAGGAGAGGGAGAGUGAAAGACAGUUACUUAAACACUGUCAUUUAUGAAUCUCUUCACCCAGAAAGCGAAGGAUAGAGCGAAUGGAUAAACGAAAAAAGGAAGUAUUUAGGAACAAGGGAGGGAAUAUAGGGAAAAGGGUAGCAAGGAAAGGGCGUUUUAGGGGCGUCAGCCAGUCCUCUCUCUCCUUCUAUCGGAACAUCUGCAGCCAAUAGAGCCUAUUAACCUAGAGAGUGGAAUGGCCUGUAGUGAUCUCACCUUAGUGUUCACCAGUAGUAAUAAUUAUGAUAAUGGGAAAGAUUGUGAUGAUAUUAACACUAUUAAUAAUGACAAUGACAAUAAUGUCAUAGUAAUAUUAUUAUUUUUUAAAUCUCUUUAUUUUUAAAGUAUGAAAUAGAAGGGAAAAAAGACUAUAGCAGAAAUACUUAAACUGAAAAUGUGUGUCUGUCAAGUGUUUUUUGUUUGUUUAUUUUACAUUGUUUAUUUUUGUAACCUGCCUCAGUGAAGGCGUGAAGUUUCUCAUUGGUCACUUGAUCCUUAACCAUAGCAACGGCCAGUGAGAGUCUACUUCCUCCUUGCUGUUGCCAGGUAGAUCAUUUCUUCCAUUGGCCCUGUUUAAAAGUGACUGUAAUUUUUGUUCCCAUGAGGGGCUUGGGUUGGGCGGGUAGGGUGUGUGUGUGUGGUCAUUUGACUGUGUGGAGUAUCUAUACCUGAUCUGAUUUCAGCCCAUGUGAAAAUAGACUAGAUGUUUCCUUUUUCUUUUAUAUGCGAUGAGUUUGUUGGUACGUGUGUGUGUUUGUGAUGUAACUGAUGGGUGAGGAUGAUGAUGAAGAUGAGGACGGAUGAUGAAGAGUGACCUUGUUAGAGUGAGUGAACUCCUAUACUAGUAAAUCAGUAACAAGUGCUUCCAAUGCUGAUGGCAGUUCCAGACUUGACCAUCAAGAAGGUGAAGAAUCUGUCGAUGUGCCCUUGAGCAAGGCACUUAACUCUAAUUUACUCCAGGGGCUCUCUACUACUAUGGCUGACCCUGUAAAAAUAACAUAUUCUUUGGGGGUCACUGUGCUAUUGGGUUUAUGAUGACAUACGUGUACCUGCAUACAUACACUACUAACAUAUCAAAAAGAUAAGUUAGCUAAUACCUUCUUGAACAAGCAUGCUGUACGUGUUGGGUGAUCGCUAGAUGUAGGUGUUGCAUAGCCCUAGAGUGAUGCACUGAUCAUGACUGAUAGUUGAAAGCACCAAUAGCAUGUCUGUGUGUCAGACUGACAGCUGAGAGAACCAAUAGCAUGUCUGAAGUAGGACCUAUGUAGGAGCUAUUGUUCUAGAAGAUGUGAGCGGGAAUUAAUGCUAUCUGUAAUUCUGUCAUGCAGUGGAAGGUACUGGGUAGAGAGUGUGAAUAAGGCAUUAUUUAAGUUGUGUGUGUGCUUGUUUGUAAGUAUGUUUAUUUGAAAGCUCUCAAACCUUCUAAGCACAAUUUAAGAUCAUGUAAGUCGCUCUGGAUAAGAGCGUCUGCUAAAUGACUAAAAAUGUAAAAUGUUAAGAGGAGAGGUGAGGAAAGGACACCCACUGUCCCAUUGGACCUUCUUAUGAUCUGCCAACAGGGUAUAGCCAGCUACUACACCCUGAACCCUAGAAUCCUGACUGUCCACGCUCAUUUUACAUUUUAGUCAUUUAGCAGACACUCUUAUCCAGAGCAAUUAGGGUUAAGUGCCUUGCUCAAGGGCACAACGGCAGAUUUGCACCUAGCCAGCUCGAGGGUUUGAACCAGCGACCUUUCGGUUACUGGCCCAACGCUCUUAACCACUAGGCUACCUGCCGCCCAGCAGUUGUACUAUAGGAACUGUUCUCUGUGUGUACGAAUCACAGUUAGAACUGAAGUGUUAUAGACUCAAAAUCUAUGCUCAUAACUGUUUUCUAGGAAUGUAAUAUUAUCAUGAUUUAUAUAUAGUAAAACCUAAAAGACUAAAAGUAUUACGAUAGCAGCACAUCCAUGUGGAGCUCAACACUGCCCUGAUCCAAACCAAUGGACAGAACACACUGUUGAAGGACCCAAUUAGAACAAAAAACACUUAGAGAGCUGUGUGUAUGUUUUUGAGUUUGUGUGUGUGUGUAUGUGUGUGUGUGAGAGAGAGUGUGUGCUUGUCUGUUUGGAUUCUGUAGUUGUGCGCAGUCAUUCAUAAUGGCGUAUGUCGCAUUUUAUAAAAGUAUGACUUUGAACUUUCCAAACCUGUUUGAGGUUUGCUUGUUUCUUUCCGUUUCUCUACAGAGCUCCUCCCCCUACAUCACUUUCUUAUACAUUUAGUAGAGCGGGUUGGAUGGUUGAUGAUAUUGAAGAAUCUGAGGUUAAGUCGGAUGAGAAGGGUAUUUUGAUGAUGAUGGUGGUGGUGAUGGUGAUGAUAUUUCUAGAUAUUAACAGGAAUGUUGUGUUGACGAUGAGGAGAAGGGUGAUGAAGACUGAAGAAUAGAAGGAAUGAUUAGGCUCCUCCCAGUCUUGCAUUGAGAAUCAACCAAUCUGGCAUGGUGUACCAAAAAAAAAGACAACGGGUGAAGCUUAAUAGUUUACCAAGAAAAGGGGGUGGAACUUAUUGUUUGAGUGGACUAGGGCUGUGUGAAUGUACAUUUGUCCAUUUAUUUUCUGUUUAUUCUUGUUUUUCCUUCGAUCAUAUUAUUUUUCCAACUUUAUUUUGGACAAUUUUGUUUUACUACGUGAAGUGUUAGUUUCCCGUCCCAGUUAGAGCACAAGUUAGACAACAGUGUGUUAGUUCUUGUGUAAAAAGGAAGAAUAAUAGAAAUCAUUAACAUAAAAAAGUUAAAGAAUAACAAAAUACAAUCAAACAUACUUGUGUGGCUAAUUUGUCUGUAUAAUUCAAUGAACAACCUAAAAAAUGUAAUAAUAUUAAAAGAAGAAGAAAGAAGAAAUCUUGACUAUGUUAUUUUUUCAUUAUUAGUCAAAUGGGUGGUAUUAAAAAUGGCAUUGGAGUGAGUUUAAGUAAGAGAGAAGAUUGGGAAUUGCUUGUAAAAAAAUUAAUAUAUAUAUAUAUAUAUAUAUAUAUAUAUAUAUACAGCACCAGUCAAAAGCUUGGACACACCUACUCAUUCAAGGGUUUUUCUUCAUUUUUACUAUUUUCUACAUUGUAGAAUAAUAGUGAAGACAUCAAAACGAUGAAAUAACACAUAUGGAAUCAUAUAGUAACCAAAAAAGUGUUAAACAAAUCAAAAUAUAUUUUAGAUUUUAGAUUCUUCAAAUAGCCACCCUUUGCCUUGAUGACAGCUUUACACAUGCUUGGCAUUCUCUCAACCAGCUUCAUGAGGAAUGCAUUUCCAAUAGUCUUGAAGGAGUUCCCACAUAUGCUGAGCACUUGUUGGCUGCUUUUCCUUCACUCUGCGGUCACACUCAUCCCAAACCAUCUCAAUUGAUUUGAGGCCGGGUGAUUGUGGAGGCCAGGUCAUCUGAUGCAGCACUCCAUCACUCUCCUUCUUGGUCAAAUAGCCCUUACACAGCCUGGAGGUGUGUUUUGGGUCAGUGUCCUGUUGAAAAACAAAAGAUAGUCCCACUAAGCGCAAACCAGAUGGGAUGGCGUAUCACUGCAGAAUGCUGUGGUAACCAUGCUGGUUAAGUGUGCCUUGAAUUCUAAAUAAAUCACAGACAUUGUCACCAGCAAAGCACCCCCACACCAUCACACCUCCUCCGCCAUGCUUCACGGUGGGAACCACGAAUGCGGAGAUCAUCCGUUCACCUACUCUGUGUCUCACAAAGACACAAAUCUCCAAAAGGACAGAUUUCCACCCGUCUAAUGUCCAUUGCUCUUGUUUCUUGGCCCAAGCAAGUAUUUUAUUCGUAUUGGUGUCCUUUAAUAGUGGUUUCUUUGCAGAAAUUCGACCAUGAAGGCCUGAUUCACACAGUCCCCUCUGAACAGUUGAUGUUGAGCCCAUUUCAGAUCAAAUCAAAUCAAAUCAAAUUUGAUUGGUCACAUGCGCCGAAUACAACAGGUGCAGACAUUACAGUGAAAUGCUUACUUACAGCCCUUAACCAACAGUGCAUUUAUUUUAAACAAAAAAAGUAAGAAUAAAACAACAACAAUUUGGGCUGCAAUCUGAGGUUUAGUUAACUCUAAUGAACUUAUCCUCUGCAGCAGAGGUAACUCUGGGUCUUCCUUUCCUGUGGCAGUCCUCAUGAGAGCCAGUUUCAUUAUAGCACUUGAUGGUUUUUGCGACUGCACUUGAAGAAACUUUAAAAAUUCUUGAAAUUUUCCGGAUUGACUGACCUUCAUGUCUUAAAGUAAUGAUGUACUGUCGUUUCUCUUUGCUUAUUUGAGCUGUUCUUGCCAUAAUAUGGACUUGGUCUUUUACCAAAUAGGGCUAUCUUCUGUAUACCACCCGUACCUUGUCACAACACAACUGAUUGGCUCAAACGCAUUAAGAAGGAAAGAAAUUCCACAAAUGAACACCUGUUCAUUGAAAUGCAUUCCAGGUGAUUACCUCAUGAAGCUGGUUGAGAGAAUGCCAAGCGUGUGCAAAGCUGUCAUCAAGGCAAAGGGUGGCUACUUUGAAGAAUCUCAAAUAUAAACUAUAUUUUGAUUUGUUUAACACUUUUUUGGUUACUACAUGAUUCCAUAUGUGUUAUUUCAUAGUUUUGAUGUCUUCACAUAUAUUCUACAAUGUAGAAAACAGUAAAAAUAAAGAAUAACCCUUGAAUGAGUAGGUGUGUCCAAACAUUUGACUAGUACUGUAUAUAUAUACUGAACAAAAAUAUAAACGCAACAUGCAACAAUUUCAAAUAUUUUACUGAGUUACAGUUCAUAAGAAAAUCAGUCAAUAGAAAUAAAUGAAUUAUGCCCUAAUCUACAGAUUUCACGACUGGGCACGGGCACAGCCAUGGGUGGGCCUGGGAGGGUAUAGACCUACCUACUUGGGAGCCAGGCCCACCCACUGGAGAGCCAGGCCCAGCCACUGGGGAGCCAGGCUGAGUUUUUACCCACAAAAGCGCUUUAUUAAAGACAGUCAUUUGAGAGAAAUAAGCUUUUUGUGUGUAUAUACAAUUUUGGGAUCUUUUAUUUCAGCUCAUGAAACAUGGGACCUACACUUUACAUGUUGCGUUCAUAUUUUUUUAUAUUUUUGUUCAGUGAAUUAAUGAAUGUCUAUUGUGUGUAUGUUUAUGUUCGAGAACAGCUAUGACCAAGCCACAGUUUUGCCUUCCGCUGUACUUAUCCAUAUACGGUACCUUUUCUGUUGCUGUUGCUCACCUCAUUGCUAACACACACAACACACUGCAUUUUUCUACAGACAACAAUAUAAGGACCUGAGGCCUCAUUUAUAACCGUUGCGUAAAUUUUACACUAAAUAUCUGCCUGCGCUAUUUCCGAAAAGACUGCGCACGCACAGAAAUAUUGAAAUGGCGCACGCCAUACAUACGCAUGUUUCCUAUUAUAAAUCAGACCUGUCGGAAAACUGUGCACGCGUGAAGGAGCAUUAUAACUCCGCCUGAAUAACGCCCAUCAUUCACCUUUUAUGGUGACAAUAACACCCUUAUUUGCUGUAUACUUUGGACAUUUUUGGAAUUAGGCCAAGACAGUAUUUCUAAAGGAAAUAUCAAUGGCAAACUUGAUCAAAUGUUUUUGGAGGUUGUUUUUUGUUUUAAAAAAUAAAAAAACAAAUAUUAACCCAUCCCUCUUCACAUAUAUUUUUAAUUUUUUUAUUCACAGCUUUUCUGCUACAUAUACAUACAUUUUACAUACAUGGUACUUUUAUAUAAAGCAAUCACAUAACAAUAAUACAUUACCAAACAAAAGCGCUUUAAUCACACCCCUCAGCCACUCUCAGCCCAUCUCACCUAUCACCAUAGACCACCCUCGUGCCAUGUAUUUUUCAAUUGUGCUGUGAUGUUUGACAUAAAUAUUGAACCUUUCUAAUCGUAUAGUAUCCACAGAUGAAAACCUUUCCUACGAGUGUUAUUAUAUUAUUUAUUGACUGACUAUGGUGUUCCAAAUCGCCCAACACUGCUAUUUGUAAGUUACAUUUUAUAAUAAUAAUAAUAAUAAUAUGCCAUUUAGCAGACGCUUUUAUCCAAAGCGACUUACAGUCAUGCGUGCAUACAUUUUUUUGGUGUAUGGGUGGUCCCGGGGAUCGAACCCACUACCUUGGCGUUACAAGCGCCGUGCUCUACCAGCUGAGCUACAGAGGACCACAUUUUAAGUGAAUGUUGUGAUUUUUUAACCAUUCCUGAACCUGUGACCAGAAACAAGCUACAUAGGGGCAAUACCAGAAUAAAUGAUCUAGUGAUUCUGUCUCUUCGCAGCAAAAUCUACAGAGCUGAGAUUGUUGUAUGCCCCAUAUAUAUAGCAUUCUGUUGGUGGCAAAAAUGUUGUAUAAUAAUUUAAUUUGAAAAACUUGAAGUGUUGAAUCAACAUGUGUUGCAUCACUGUGCGUAUGCAUAGUCUAAAGUUUGCGGGAGGAUAAACACAUUCUCACCUCAAGUUCAGUUUUUCUAAACGCCAACUUUUGCGUGAAAACUGGCGCAAGCAUGUUUUGGGGCAUAUUAUGUGGGUACACAACGUUAUUACAUGAGGCCCCUGGCCUAGCUAGAGAAACCCAACUCCUCUCUCUACAUAACCUGUUACUACUCAGUACUCUCAUAUACUGUACAUUUCCCUGUUUGUCUGAAAAUGUUGCUAGCUGGUUAGAAAAAACAACUUAUCCACCAUUCACACAACAUACCAAUUAUAAUACUAUGUCAACACUGAUACACAUAUUAUGGUCAGUCCCACAGAACAGUCUGAGUGCGGCAUUAGCCAUUUCACUGGAUGAUAUCAUCUGAUUAUUCAAGUUAUUGAUCAAAAAGAGUGAGAUGGAAUUCAGUUGGGUAACACUUUAUUUGGAUAGUCUACAGACUAUCAGUAACAUUUCAACUAACUACCUACUAACCCUAACCCUUAUCCUAACCCUAAACUUAAUCCUAACCCUAGCACUAACCCUAACCGUAACCUUAGCAAGUGGUUGCUUGUCAACAUACAGUUUGUUGAUAGUAUGAACAUCUGUAGAGCAUCUACAGAUGGACUAUCCGGCCUAUCCAAAUAAAGUGUGACCUUCAGGGGUAGUUGAUAUGGAGCAGCUGAUAUCAUGAAUGACUGGGGCUGAAUGACAUAUUCAGGGACAAAUCAAAGUUGUAAAUAUUUGAAAAAGGACUGAGGGAAAUAUCCUGACAUUUCAGAAAGAGUACUGCUCUUUGGAAACUCUAGUUGAAGACCAGGUUACAAAUUACAACAUAUACAGUGUAUUCGGAAAGUAUUCAGACCCCUUGACUUUUCCACAUUUUGUUACGUCACAGCCUUACUCUAAAAUGGAUUAAAUUAUUUUUUCCCCCUCAUAAAUCUACACACAAUACUCCAUAAUGACAAAGCAAAAAACGUUUGCCAAAUGUAUACAAAAUAAAAAACGGAAAUAUUAUAUUUACAUAAGUAUUCAGACCCUUUACUCAGUACUUUGUUGAAGCACCUUUGGCAGUGAUUACAGCCUCGAGUCUUCUUGGGUAUGAUGCUACAAGCUUGGCACAACUGUAUUUGGGGAGUUUCUUCCAUUCUUCUCUGCAGAUCCUCUCAAGCUCUGUCAGUUGGAUGGGGAGCAUCGCUGCACAGCUAUUUUCAGGUCUCUCUAGAUAUGUUAGAUCAGGUUCAAGUCCGGGCUCUGGCUGGGCCACACAAGGACAUUCAGAGACUUGUCCCGAAGCCACUCCUGCGUUGUCUUGGCUGUGUGCUUAGGGUCGUUGUCCUGUUGGAAGGUGAACCUUCGCCCCAGUCUGAGGUCCUGAGCGCUCUGAAGCAGGUUUUCAUCAAGGAUCUCUCUGUGCUUUGCUCCAUUAAUCUUUCCCUUGAUCCUGACUAGUCUUCCAGUCCCUGCCGCUGAAAAACAUCCCCACAGCAUGAUGUUGCCACCGCCAUGCUUCACUGUAGGGAUGUUCCCAGGUUUCCUCCAGACAUGACGCUUGGCAUUAGGGCAAAGAGUUCAAUCUUGGUUUCAUCAGACCAGAGAACCUUGUUUCUCAUGGCCUGAGAGUCCUUUAGGUGCCUUUUGGCAAACUCCAAGCGGGCUGUCAUAUGCCUUUUACUGAAGAGUGGCUUCCGUCUGGCCACUCUACAAUAAAGGCCUGAUUGGUGGAGUGCUGCAGAGAUGAUUGUCCUUCUGGAAGGUUCUCCCAUCUCCACAGAGGAACUCUGGAGCUCUAUCAGAGUGACCAUCGGGUUCUUGGUCACCUCCCUGACCAAGGCCCUUCUCCCCCGAUUGCUCAGUUUAGCCGGGCGGCCAGCUAUAGGAAGAGUCUUGGUGAUUCCAAACUUCUUCCAUUUAAGAAUGAUGGAGGCCACUGUGUUCUUGGGGACCUUCAAUGCUGCAGAAAUAUUUUGGUACCAUUCCCCAGAUCUGUGCCUCGACAAAAUCCUGUCUUGGUACUCUACGGACAAUUCCUUCGACCUCAUGGCUUGAUUUUUGCUCUGACAUGCACUGUCAACUGUGGGGCCUUAUUUACACAGGUGUGUUCCUUUCCAAAUUAUGUCCAAUCAAUCGAAUUUACCACAGGUGGACUCCAAUCAAGUUGUAGAAAAUCUCAAGGAUGAUCAAUGUUAACAGGAUGCACCUGAGCUCAUUUUCGAGUCUCAUAGCAAAGGGUCUGAAUACUUAUGUAAUGUAUUUAAGGUAUUUCUGGUUUUUAUUUUUAAUAGAUUUGCAAAAAUUUCUGAAAACCUGUUUUUGCUUUGUCAUUAUGCGGUAUUGUGUGUAGAUUGAUGAGGAAAAAAUGUAAUGUCAUCAAUUUUAGAAUAAGGCUGUAACGUAAACAAAAUGUGGAAAAAGGAAAGGGGUCUGAAUACUUUCCGAAUGUACUGUAUGUACUCAUAUGUAUUCAAAAUACUUUGAAAUAGAUACAGCUAGGUCCAUAAUUAUUGGCACCCUUGAUAAAGAUUAGCAAAAAAGACUGUAUAAAAUAAAUAAUACAAAUACUGAGAUACAGUAUAUUGUAUGCAAAAAAGAAAGGGACAUUAUAUUAUUUUAUAUUAAUACAAUUGCUCAGAGAAAUAUAUUUUGUUUAACAAGUAAAAAUAAAAAGUAAAAAAAGAUAGGGGGCAAAAUCAUUGUCAGCCUUGUUUUCAAAACUCCAACACAGACUUUUUCUAAAAUGUUUUAUGAGAUUUCAGAACAUGUUGGGAGGGAUCUUAGACCAUUCUGCCAUACAGAAUCUUUCCAGAUCCUUGAUAUAUUUUGUCUGCCUCAAGUGUCAGCCUCCUAGCAGAGGCAAUCUGGUUUUUGGAUAAAAUGUCCUGGUACUUGGUAAAGUUCACGAUGCCAUUGACCUUAACAGGGGCCCCAGGACCAGUGGAAGCAAAAUAGCCACAUAACAAAGAGAAUGUGCAAAGAGUGUGCAAAGCUGUCAUCAAGGCAAAGGGUGGCAACUUUGAAGAAUCUCAUAUAAAAUAUAUUUUGCUUUGUUUUACACUAUGUGUCAUUUCAUAGUUUUGAUGUCUUCACUAUUAUUCUACAAUGUAGAAAAUAGUAAAAAUAAAGAAAAACCCUGGAAUGAGUAGGUGUGUCCAAACUUUUGACUCGUACUGCAGAUCUGGGACUGUGAAACCUCCCCAUGAAGUAAAAAAAAUAUGACUCAAUGGUAGGAAGGACAUCCAUGCAGUAUGUACAGUUGAAGUCAUACGUUUACAUACACCUUAGCCAAAUACAUUUAAACUCAGUUUUUCACAAUUCCUGACAUUUAAUCCUAGUAAAAAUUCCCUGUCUUAGGUCAGUUAGGAUCAACACUUUAUUUGAAGAAUGUGAAAUGCCAGAAUAAUAGUAGAGAGAAUGAUCUAUUUCAGCUUUUAUUUCUUUCAUCACAUUCCCAGUGGGUCAGAAGUUUACAUACACUCAAUUAGUAUUUGGUAGCAUUGCCUUUAAAUUGUUUAACUUGGGUCAAACGUUUCGGGUAGCCUUCCACAAGCUUCCCACAAUAAGUUGGGUGAAUUUUGGCCCAUUCCUCCUGACAGAGCUGGUGUAACUGAGUCAGGUUUGUAGGACUCUUUGCUCUCAUACGUUUUUUCAGUUCUGCCCACACAUUUUCUAUAGGAUUGAGGUCAGGGCUUUGUGAUGGCCACUCCAAUACCUUGACUUUGUUGUCCUUAAGCCAUUUUGCCACAACUUUGGAAGUAUGCUUGGUGUCAUUGUCCAUUUGGAAGACCCAUUUGCGACCAAGCUUUAACUUCCUGACUGAAUUUUUUUUUUUUUUCACCUUUAUUUAACCAGGUAAACCAGUUGAGAACAAGUUCUCAUUUACAACUGCGACCUGGCCAAGAUAAAGCAAAGCAGUGUGAUAAAAACAACAACACAGAGUUACAUAUGGGGUAAAACAAAACAAAGUCAAAAAUACAACAGAAAUACAUAUAAUAUACAGUGUGUGCAAAUUUAGCAAGUUAUGGAGGUAAGGCAAUAAAAUAGGCUAUAGUGCAAAAUAAUUACAAUUAGUAUUAACACUGGAAUGAUAGAUGUGCAAGAGAUGAUGUGCAAAUAGAGAUACUGGGGUACAAAUGAGCAAAAUAAAUAACAAUAUAGGGAUGAGGUAGUUGUGGCGGGCUAAUUUCAGAUGGGCUGUGUACAGGUGCAGUGAUCGGUAAGGUGCUCUGACAACUGAUGCUUAAAGUUAGUGAGGGAGAUAAGUGUCUCCAGCUUCAGAGAUUUUUGCAAUUUGUUCCAGUCAUUGGCAGCAGAGAACUGGAAGGAAUUGCGGCCAAAGGAGGUGUUGGCUUUGGGGAUGACCAGUGAGAUAUACCCGCUGGAGCGCAGACUACGGGUGGGUGUUGCUAUGGUGACCAAUGAGCUAAGAUAAGGUGGGGAUUUGCCUAGCAGUGAUUUAUAGAUGGCCUGGAGCCAGUGGGUUUGGCGACGAAUAUGUAGUGAGGACCAGCCAACAAGAGCGUACAGGUCACAGUGGUGGGUAUUAUAUGGGGCUUUGGAGACAAAACGGAUGGCACUGUGAUAGACUACAUCCAAUUUGCUGAGUAGAGUGUUGGAGGCUAUUUUGUAAAUGACAUCGCCGAAGUCAAGGAUCGGUAGGAUAGUCAGUUUUACGAGGGCAUGUUUGGCAGCAUGAGUGAAGGAGGCUUUGUUGCGAAAUAGGAAACCGAUUCUAGAUUUAACUUUGGAUUGGAGAUUCUUAAUGUGAGUCUGGAAGGAGAGUUUACAGUCUAACCAGACACCUAGAUAUUUGUAGUUGUCCACAUACUCUAGGUCAGACCCGUCGAGAGUAGUGAUUCUAGUCGGGUGGGCGGGUGCAAGCAGCGUUCGGUUGAAGAGCAUGCAUUUAGUUUUACUAGUGUUUAAGAGCAGUUGGAGGCUACUGAAGGAGUGUUGUAUGGAAUUGAAGCUCGUUUGGAGGUUUGUUAACACAGUGUCCACUGAUGUCUUGAGAUGUUGCUUCAAUAUAUCCACAUAAUUUUCCUUCCUCAUGAUGCCAUCUAUUUUGUGAAGUGCACCAGUCCCUCCUGCAGCAAAGCAGCCCCACAGCACCGUAGUCUGGCUUUUUUAUGGCGGUUGUGGAGCAGUGGCUUCUUCCUUGUUGAGCAGCCUUUCAGGUUAUGUCGAUAUAGGACUCGUUUUACUGUGGAUAUAGAUAUUUUUGUACCUGUUUCCGCCAGCAUCUUCACAAGGUCCUUUGCUGUUGUUCUGAGAUUGAUUUGCACUUAUCGCACCAAAGUACAUUCAUCUCUAAGAGACAGAACGCAUCUCCUUCCUGAGUGGUAUAAUGGCUGCGUGGUCCCAUGGUGUUUAUACUUGAGUACUAUUGUUUGUACAGAUGAAUGUGGUACCUUCAGGCAUUUGGAAAUUGCUCCCAAGGAUGAACCAGACUUUUGGAGGUCAACCAAUUUUUUUUCUGAGGUCUUGGCUGAUUUCUUUUGAUUUUCCCAUGAUGUCAAGCAAAGGGACACUGAGUUUGAAGGUAGGCCUUGAAAUACAUCCACAGGUACACCUCCAAUUAACUCAAAUGAUGUCAAUUAGCCUAUCAGAAGCUUCUAAAGCCAUGACAUCAUUUUCUGAAAUUUUCCAAGCUGUUUAAAGGCACAAUCAACUUAGUGUAUGUAAACUUCUGACACACUGGAAUUGUGAUACCUUCGCGUCAUUGACCGCACUUCCUCCUUGAGGCGAGAACAACUGGUCGGGCCGCAUUUUAGCGCUGGGAUGAAAAUAUAAAGGGGAGGGACGUCCGGUCCAUAACAACACCAUCACCAGCAAGAUUUGUCCAGCAAUUAAUAGGUGCGCUUGAUUUAGCAAUUCAGCUCGCCCUGCGCGGGUAGGUCAAGAGGGGGGUUUCACUUUGUGACCGUUCCAUUGGUUCUACAGAGCGACGAGGGGACGAAAUCAAUCGCUGUCCAUCAAUCAUCCAAUCACCAGCGCAUGCAGCGUAGACUGUUUUGUCAAGUAGCGCAGACUGUUUUGCCAAGUAGCGCAGUUGGAAAUACUAGUUUGGCAACUAGUGAAUUUAUUCCAGUACAACCUUUCGUUUAGUGCAAACGAUAGCUUACAGAAUCGGAUAUCAACACAACAACCAUGGUAAGAUCAAACUAAUUUAACUGUUUUCUUGACAAGUAAUAGGCCUACCAUGGAAAUAUUACCGACACAUUCGUUUGUGUCAAAUCACAACUCUUUAAACUCUUGAAUAAUUCUAAAAUAUUAUUUCAGAUCAAUAAGAUUUCAGUUCAAUAAGAGUUGAACAUCCAACAUUUUACUUUUGUAACAAGAAGAUCAAACUCCAUUGUGCUUUGGUUUGUACUUCUUUCUCUGUCAGGAUAAAGAGGAGGAGAGGGAAGGGGAACAGCGUGAGCCCGUGGAAGGGUUUUUGGGGGAGAGAAGACCGGUGAGUAAGAUUCUGGGCCAGGUUUCCCAAAAGCAUCUUGAUGCUAAGUUUAUCGUUAGAACCAUAGCAUGGAUCAUGGUUCUAAAGAUGAACUUAGCCUUGAGAUGCUUUUGUUCAAUACUUCAGUUCAACUCCUCUCACCUCCUAUGCCCUAAAUGAAAGCAUCUUGACUAGGCCUUUUUUUAAACCUUGAACUUAAUGUGCAAAGCAUGUUGUCAGGUUGUUACCCACAAAGUACAGUAGUAGGCCCUACAGUAUGUGUAUGCUUAUUAUAUAGAGAGCUAUUUUUUUCUCAUUAGCUGUAGCUCAGGAACUGUGUUGGCAUGGCAUUGUGUCUGAAAUUCUUUCAGGGCAGUUGAUUGAAAAGUAUGUUCCUUGUUAUGUCAGGUAUUCUGGAUGCCCUUUAAGAAUAUUGCAAAACAGCCUGAUUAAUCAACCCACCUGAUACUAAAAAAUAUGUGGAAUUUGGACAGUCCUUCUUAGGUUGUCUGGUGUAUAUUUUGCUUACCAUUUUCGUACACAACACAAGGUUAAUUAUCCACUGUAGACAAGCAAGCACUGUAUACCCUUAGAGUAUAGCCAAGCAAGAAAACAAUACAUAUAGUAGCUAUAGGCAUUCAUUCAUGGAGUCAUUUAAUAUUUGUUUUAAAAUUCUUUCAGAGUAUCAUGAGACUACAGGGGAUGUUGAGGAGAGUCUCCCAAAGUCCCUUCUACAAAUCAUACAGGGUAAACAACAUUGACACACACACACACACACAAGCUCAAAUCAAAAUCAAAUGUAUUUAUAAAGCCCUGUUUACAUCAGCAGAUGUCACAAAGUGCUUAUACAGAAACCCAGCCUAAAACCCCAAACAGCAAGCAAUGCAGAUGUAGAAGCACGGUGGCUAGGAAAAACUCCCUAGAAAGGUCUGAACCUAGAGAGGAACCAGGCGCUGAGGGGUGGCCAGUCCUCUUCUGGCUGUGCCAGGUGGAGAUUAUAAGAGUACAUGGCCAUUAGGGCCAGAUUGUUCUUCAAGAUUCAAAACAUUCAUAGAUGACCAGCAGGGUCAAAUAAUGAUCAGUGGUUGUAGAGGCUGCAACAGUUCAGUACUUCAGGAGUAAAUGUAAGUUGGCUUUUCAUAGCCGAGCAUUCAGAGGUAGAGAGAGAGAGAGGCGGAAACAGCAGGUCCGGGACAAGGUAGUUUGGCGAACAGGUUAUGGUUCCAUAGCUGCAGGCAGAACAGCACCAGGUAGACUGGGGACAACCAGGAGUCAUCAGGCCAGGUAGUCCUGAGGCAUUGUCCUAGGGCUCAGGUCCUCUGGGAGAGAGAGAGAGAAAAUUAGAGGGAGCAUACUUAAAUUCACACAGGACACCAGAUAAGACAGGAAAAUUACACCAGAUAUAACAGACUGACCCUAGCCCCCCGGCACAUACAUUCUCUUUCAGACUCCUAUCCCCUCCACUUCAGAAUCCAGAGAUUGCUCCAUCAAUGACACUCACCUGAAGCAGGUUAGACUGCAUUAUGGGGCAACUGUUAAUGGUAAAUGUUUCUCAUCAAUUCCCAUUUAUUUGUUACCCUAUUUUAUGUUUAAAUCUCUCUCUCUCUCUCUCUCAGAAUGGAAUCAAUCGCAGCUUGUCAAACGAUAAUCCAUUAUUCUCUUAUAUGAAAGUAAGUCUUUAUCAGUGACAUUGCAUUUUCACUAGGUCUCUAACCUACCAUUUGUAUGGUGGUAUGACACAUAUGUACAAAAAUAUUGAUAAUGACUGUUUUGUUUGACUUAUGUGUUCAUUUGCCUACAUGAUGAGUCUGGUGUUGGUCUUUUUAACCCGCAGGAAUCGAGCAGUGUGACUAUUGACGGGGACACUGAGAAUCAGGAUUCAGAGGUUCUACGUCAGCAGAGUUUAGCCACCAUCUUUGCUCCUCCGCCUGAGUUUCAGAGCACAACAGAGGACAUCAAACCUGACAAAAAACAGACAGACAACAACCUUCAGACCACACCAUCUGAUCAGCAGACAUAUAUUUUCAAAACCAUGUCUGAAAGACGGUCACCGGAUCUCUUCAAAACAACACCCCUAACUCAAAACACACCAACAAAUUUGAGCCAUAGUCCUUUAUUUGUCACAACUUCUGAAAGACUGGAGCUUUGGAAAACUCCUUCAAACCAACAGGACCUAUUCAAAACUCUGCCGUCAAAAACACCAGACCCAUUCCAAGUUCCUCCCACCAAGGGAGAGUACCUAUUCAAUGCUCCUCCCACCAAGGGAGAGGACCUAUUCCAAACUCCACCCACCAAGGGAGAUGAUCUUUUCAAUGCUCCGCACACAAAGGGAGAUUACCUAUUCAAAGCUCCGCCCUCAAAAACGGCAGACAUAUUCCAAGCCCCUCCUACCAAGGGAGAUGACUUCUUCCAAGUGCCACCUACAAAUGGAGAUUACUUAUUCAAUGCUCCUCCCAACAAGGGAGAGGACCUAUUCCAAGCUCCUCCAACUAAGGAUCAUGACCUAUUCCGAGCCCCAUUGUCCAUUCAAAAGGACCACUUCCAAUCCACUCCUUCUGACACGCCCAAUCUCAUUCAAGCCACGCCUACUAGGUCAAAUUACUCUUUCCAAACUCCCUCCUCCAAUGUGACACCAGACAUCUUUCAACCUCUGCCUUCCAGGACAUGGGACAUUUUCCAUUCCUCGCCCAAUGACAUCUUUCAGGGUGCCUCUUUCAGUACUCAGUCUACAGUCAAACAGUCCACACCUUUAUUCCAGACUUCAUCAGGGCAGAAAACAGACAUCUUCUCAGGGUCAGAUUUUGAGAAGACUGCUGAGCUCUUCAAUGCAUCACUCUCCAACACGCAGGCUUUCAACCUUGCAACACCCUCUGAUAAACAGUAUGACAUCUUCCUGAUGACCCCUCACGGAACCAAACAUGAUGUUCUCCGACCCAACCAUACUGCUUUGAAACAUGGUACCCUCCAGGCCAGAUCCCUGUCCCCCACGCAGGCUUUAAAUGGUUCCCCCCAGGUAACUUACAAGUGUUUUUCCUCACAUCUUCGUACAGUCUUUGAUAUCCAUGUGACCUCUUCUUCCUUCAUUGCAAAGAGUGACAUGUUGUGAACUCUCAGGUGAAGACCUCCAACAGCCCUCCCAAACCAGCUCCUCGAAAAAGACAGCCCAAGCUACCAAGUCUUGUAAGGACACCACAAUACGUUGAACAGCAGUUAAAUGACGGAACUGUUCUACAACUUUCAGUAGACAAGACGGUGUAGUAUAUGAACAUUGUUAUCUCUCUCUCCGUUGUUGAUCUGAGAAUAACAUUCUGGUUUUACAGGACAACAAAUCGGAGGAGGAGGUCUUCGAGAACAUUCUUCUGACUGGCCAGGUAUCAACAAGAGGGGCACCACUUGGACAGAAUGAGUGUUGAACUUUUAUCUUUGACUGUCUUAUUACUGUGUGUACUGAACUCGGGUAACUUUGUGAAACCCAAAACAGGAGAGGUGUGUGGAGGAUUGGCCUGAAGACAGUCCUGAGCUCAAUCCUGACUGGAAACCUGUAAGAAACAUACUAAUAUAAUGGCUUUUCUACAUGUUCAUUGUUUGCAUUAAAUGAUCAACUCCUUGCCACACUCCUACCUAUAUUACUAUAUAUUUUAUUUAACAUAAAUCUAUUUUACAUUGACUAGCCUAAAAGUUAAUUAAUAACUGUUUGAUGUAUCUUUUUCCCCUCGUCAGUCUGGCAAGCUGAGGCUUAGGAGGGAGUCAAUGAAGGUGAAGGUAAAGUCAUCACAUCAGUUUUUACUGAAAUUUGUGCUUAGUGAUGGUCAGUUGAUACUGCAGGAGUAAAGGUGGAUGGUAUUUCUGUGCCUCACACAUCCUCUCUCCUAUCUCUCGCUCUCCUCUCUCCUAUCUCAGGUGGCAGCAGACUCUGAUGGGGGGAGUGUAGAAGAAGAACUGGAAGAGAAUGGCCCUGCAAAACGUGGGAAAACCGUAUGUCUUACUCUCUGUUUUUGUAUUUGUUUUUGUAGUUAAGUUUCUGAUUUCUUUCUACAUUUAUAUCCCUUUGUUUUGUUUGAAACUUUUUAGACGUUUUCUUUUUUUAUUUCAGAAAAAGUUCAGGGUAUCCUUUCUUUCCAGAAGAGGGUCAAAGGUAAAUCAAACGUUUUAUGAAUUAUGUAGAUAUGUUAUGCUGCUGUAGUCAAUAAACAUGUUUUUAUUCUAUAGGAUAAAUAUUCUGAAGACCUGAAGGAUCGUGACAGCGGCACACUACGUCGAGGAUCAAAGGUGAGGACUGUGUUAUCUUUAAUUAAUUGUAUGUGUGAUUGUGUAUGUAGCUAUAUGGAAAUUCUUAUUGUCAAUGUUUAAUGUGUCAUUUUUUGGUUUAGGAUAGAUUUUCUGAAUCCAAGGAUGGAGAGAGCAAUAGUCUCCGUCGGCGGUCAAAGGUGAGUGUCUUCCUCUGUAAAGAUUGUAAUGAAUUAAGAUGUUUAAUACAGUAUUCAUUACUUUAAUGUGUUGUCCAGGAGGGCUUUCUGGAUGAAGACUUCCCAAAGAAAGGGGUAGAUGUCUUCUCUGCAGAUUACGAAGAUAAGGAGAAUUACAUGGAGCACGGCAAGCCGGUAUUUCAUAUUUUUAACCAGUUCGUUUUGAAAGUCUGUUUGUUGUGCAACUUUCAUUCAUUUAGUAUCGUAAGUGUUUAAACUUCCUUUCCCCUCAACAGAAGAAAUCAUUCAAAUUCAAAAUGCCCCUUGUGCAUCGCAGAGGAUCUAAGGUAUAAUUGAAUAUAUAAUUUAGGGAAGGGGUGUUUAAAUAAUAUAACAAUUUGUUAGAAUAACAUUUAUUUUUUAUUUUUAGGAUCGAUUUUCAGCUGAACGUCUUGAAAAAGCUUCAGGCCUACAUUCGCCUCAACAUAGAGCUAAGGUAUAAUUUUUUAUAUCUGUGUGUUUGUAAACAAAAAGAGCAAUAUAUUGGUGUACAAAAUCUGAAUUGACAUAUUCCUGUGGUGCGUUUUCCAGGAGGGCUUGCUAGAUGAUGACUUUCCUCAGAAGAAAGCAGGUUUCAUAUCUGCAGGGGAGAAUGAAGAUGAAGAAUGGAAUGGGAUGGAAGACUGCAAACAGGUACCUAUCUUCUUUAUAUUUCUAGUUUUUUGACAAAAGUGCCGGUCUUAACACUGAUCCCUGUGGAACACCACAUAUGGUUUGUUGUUUAACAGCCCGUGGGUUUGGAUGAGAACUCUGAAGAGGAGGCAGAAGAACGUGAUGGGACGGGUGCAUUUGUAUGUUUUUUCUCAUGCUUAUCACUUUUAGGAAAUUGACAACUAUAUCGUAUGAGUUUUGUUUUGAAAAAGAUUGUUUCAAUCUCAAUGAUAUAAGUUUUAGACAAUCUUUUUUUUUUUUUAACAGGAAAAAAGUAAACGGGUCAAAAUUAAGUUUGUGCCUCAGAGAGGGUUCGCAAUCUGCCUCGAAAAGGUAAGGAGGGAAACGUGUACAGGAGGCUAAAUGCACAUGCUUUUGUAUUCAUGCAAUUAUUAAAUGUUAAUGCUAAGAAUGUUUUAUUGUAGAGUUCCCAGGAUGAACCAACAGGCGCUCGUGGAUACACACCUCGCAGAGGCUCAAAGACGCUUCAUGUAUGUAUAUACUGUGUGUGAAAAUACUUGUGACAAACACAAUAUAUUCGUUUCUAUACACUUUUUUUCCUUUUGCCCAUAUGCAGUAAUCAUGAGUGUUUGUGGUAAUGUGUUUCUUAGGAGAAACCUCUUGUUGAACUUAAAGGUGCCAAUGGUUAUACACCCCGCAAGGAGUCCAAGGUACUGCGAGUUUCUAUGCAUGAACUCUAUGUACACAGUACUAUGUACAGUCAUAUUUUAGUGCUUCAACAUUUCUUUAUUCUUUUGUAGGUUAGUAUUUUUGAGGAAACAGAAGAAGUGAAAGGCUACGUCCCUCAGUCACACCCCAAGGUUGUGUGUGUGUCUGUGUCCUAAUUGUCUGUGUAGUUGUAUUUGUGCCAACUCAAAUUAUUCUAUGCUGUACAUGCUGUUCAAUGUACAAAGAAAAUGUAACAUGACAGCAUAAAUGUUUAAUUUAUUUCAUGUUUUUCUUUCAGCAGAGCUUUUUGGAUGAUUACUUACCUGAGAAGGGGGCAUGUUUCUUCUCGGCAGGAGAGGUAGAAGAAUAUCAACAGAAUGUGAUGGAAGACUGCAAACCGGUACUUCUCUCUUUCUUUCACAUCCCUCACUUCCACUGGCUGCAUUUUAUUUAACCUAAUGACAUGAUAAGCAUUGUUUUACUUCUACAGAAGAAACCGUUCAAAUUAAAAGUCCUACAUAUGAAUCGUCGGAAAUCUGGGGUAAGGUUUCUGUGUGGUUGUGCUUUGUUUCUAUUUUUGGGUAAGACCGUUUUCUUUAUAGAACAAGAUGGUCAAGUUGUGAAUGUUAGUGCAUUCUUUUUCAUUCUUACAGAGUGCCGAGGAGAAUCCACAGAUUAGUAGUACACAACAGUACUCCCCACAAAGGAGAUCAGAGGUUCACUUAUUAUUAUUUUAGUUUUCCAUUUGAGCAAAUUUGGAUGCACCGUCUAUUUACAAGUUAGAUACUUUAGAAGUUGGGACUCAAUACAUGUCUCUUGUUUUUGUCCAGGAGGGCUUUCUGGACAGUGAUGUGCCUCAGAAGGGAGCAGAUCUCUUCUAUGCAGGACAGAUGGAAGAUGAACAGAACGAGAUGGAAGACUGGAAACCGGUACUUCUCUUUUCCAUUAUACCGUCGAACCUUCUCUUCUUAAACUUUGGAUGGAUUCCACUCAUGCUCUGAAUGUCCUCUCUCUUCAACAGAAGAAACCUUCGAAAUUUAAGAACCGACUUGCAAGUCGGCGGAAGUCAAACCCAAUCCAGGUAAUUAAGUUUGUGUAGGCCUUCUGAGUGGAUGGUCUGUUUAUUAGAAACCUUUUUUAUAUUUCUAUUUUAACAGAUGUACAUUGCCAUUAUUGGCCAAUAAAGAACAUCUGUAUUUUUAAGUCUGCUUUCAUUCCUUUAUUCUAGGAAACAUUUCUACAUGAAAAGUCACAGAUUGGUUCAGAGCGCUACACACCUCGACGAGCAUCCCAUGUGAGGGCAUUUCUAUUGGUCCAAAGAUAUGUCUUUUGUGCAUACUUUACAUGUUGCUAGUGUUAGUGUUGACUUAUUCCUGUGGUAUGUUUUCCAGGAGGGCUUUCUGGAUGAUGGCACUUCUCAGAGGAGGUCAGAUCUCUUCUCAGCAGGAGGGAAUGGAGAAGAUGAUGAACAGGAUGAUAUAGAAGACUGCAAACCGGUACUACUACUUUAUAUCCAUCUUUUCUUCAUUAACUCUGUGAUUUAACCCAUUUAUUAAUCUAUAUCCCAUCUUUCCUCUACAGAAGAAAUCAUUCAAAUUUAAAGCCCCUCAUAAGCAUCGCAAAGGAGCUAAGGUAAUUGUGUGUGUGUGUGUGUGUGUGUGGUGUUACUUCCGUAUGUUUACUGAUGUUAGUGUCUGUUUCUCUCUCUCUCUCAGAAUAAAGUGAGAGAUGGAGGGAUGACUGAGUACCCACCAGGAGCUACAUCUAGUGACUACUACUUUUCAGAGGCUGCAGAGGUACACACACAAGAACACACGCCCAACGUGUACAUUUGUGCCGACUCAUUGUCCUGUUUUGGAGACAGACCUGAAACGACUGAACUUAGAAUACCAUGGGUAGUUGCCAAAUUAUAGAGGAUGAGUCUUGUAUGACUAACAUAAUGGCAUUAAAAAAGCCACAUGCCCAUGUUGUUGUUAAAAACUAUGGUAUGGACCUGGCUGGGUUCUCUCUCUCUCUCUCUCUCUUCUAUCAGUCAUUCCAGGGCCUUAGGGCAAUUGAGUGGCACAUUCCCUUCAGUCAUGUAACUGAACCGGAUCUGCUGCAUACUGUAAGAGGGAUUUUAACUCCUCAGGAGAAAUAGGCCUCAAAGAGGGAGAGGGAGAGAAAGCUGACAAAGGCCAUGGUUAUCAUAAAAGGCAAUGCAGACUAUCCCUUUAUAAUGAUGGUAAGGUAUGCACAGCAAAGAGAUUAAAACUCAACGAACAAUAAUCUCUCCUACACCCUCUCUCACUUCUUUCUCACAUUGUCCCCUCUCUCUCUUUCUCAUUCUCUCCCUUUUCGCCCCCUCUCUUUCUCUCCCUCUACCGCUCUCUUGCAGGCUGAGUGGCGUUCUGCUCAGAUUGACGAACAGCUUGCAGAAGGUCUGGAGGAUGAGGAGGAGGAAGAGGGGGUCAGUAUUUGAAGAGUCAAAUGUCACUCACAAAUCACCAUUUGCCCUAUUUCAAUGGUAAUAGUUUGAAAAUGUGACUGUGUGAAAGCAAGUCCAGAGAUUAUAUCAGUGUUGCUCUGUUGUCUCACAGGACACUGACAGCUUGAUGGAGUGGUGGAACACUGUGGAACGUGAGUCAUACACACAUGCACACAUACACGUGCGUACACAUACACAUGUGUGUGCACACAGUUUGUAAUCUGGGGAUUGUCUUGUCUCAGAAUGGGAUGAGCUGCCGUCAGAUGAUGAAGACAAGACGGUGAAGGACGAUGAGACCAGGUAUGUCCUCUGUGUGCUGAUAACAACAUAAGCCAUAGUAAUCAGUAGUCACUCUUGAAACAUUGCUGAUGUGUAAAUACUUGUUUUUUUCUGCCUCUCUCUCUCUCAAGGUCGUUCACCCUACUGGCAGAGAAGGUGCACCGCGGCCUGAGUGUCUUCAACAAGGUGUUCACGGAGCGUGCCGAGGUCCUCUGGCAGUACGUCAUCAAGCUCCACGCCCUUGCCGACGACAUCACCUCCUUCCAUAAGAAGGCCAAGAUCGGCAACAUCACCGGCGGCACCACUGCCGCAGUUGGGGGCGGCGCAGCCAUCGUCGGCCUGGCCCUCGCCCCCUUCACCUUUGGCGCCUCGCUCAUCAUCACGGCUGUGGGCGUCGGAGUGGCAGCGGCCGGCGGGAUCACGUCGGCCUCGGCGACCAUCUCGGACAACGUGAACAACAUGCAGGACAGGAAGAAAGUGGAGGUGGUUCUGGAGGAUUAUGAGGCGAGGAUGGAGGAAUUAGUGAAGAUCUUGAGGUUUGUGUGCCAGGGGCUGUAUAGACUCAGGGGGCAUCCUCUCCUCCGGAGGGGAACCCAGCACUACUCUGGAGACUGGGAGGUCCGCAGGGCCGUUCACAUGGUCAGCCUAGUGGAUAGACCAGUGUUGAGGGCCACAGAGGUAACAGAAGGAGCUGCUGUGGCCCUCAGGGGCCUCUUCAAAGGAAUGGAUAAAUACUUCACCAAGGACUCCCGUGAGCUGAAGAAAGGGUUUAAGAAAGAGGUGGUGUUUAAGAUUAGGCAGGUAGCUCAGGUGCUGUAUGAGGGCCUGGUGGAGCUGAAUGCUAUCAGGGAGGAGCUGCAGGAUGCUAAUGGCAAUAUAUAA
Molecule: messenger RNA, 34546 nt
Organism: Coregonus sp. 'balchen'
Lineage: Eukaryota; Metazoa; Chordata; Actinopteri; Salmoniformes; Salmonidae
Source: the annotation of a GenBank genome assembly